Molecule: messenger RNA, 174 nt
Organism: Bipolaris victoriae FI3
Lineage: Eukaryota; Fungi; Ascomycota; Dothideomycetes; Pleosporales; Pleosporaceae
Exons: 2
Coding region: 1-174 (57 amino acids)
Source: RefSeq, a predicted model, not a curated record
AUGGCAAGGAGCUUUCAAAACCGACAUCACAAAGAUGAGAAGUAUUUCCUGGUCUCGAAACCCAUCUCACGCCUAUGGGACUUCAGCGGCUAUACGCAAUACAAUUACAGUGGGCCAUCUCUUCGAAAAUAUCUAAUUACCAAGCCAACUCAGAGGUCAACAAAGUGCCGCUGA